Molecule: messenger RNA, 609 nt
Organism: Anastrepha obliqua
Lineage: Eukaryota; Metazoa; Arthropoda; Insecta; Diptera; Tephritidae
Product: mambaquaretin-6
Exons: 2
Coding region: 221-526 (101 amino acids)
Molecular function (GO): serine-type endopeptidase inhibitor activity
Source: RefSeq, a predicted model, not a curated record
UCGCUGAGAGGAUGACGUUGUCCGCACGGAGCGAAUUGUUGAGUUGUGAUCUCGUCCGUAUGCCCGCAGUCAAGUCAGCCGCUGCCGCCGCCACUGCCGCCGUCACUCUUUUGUGACUUCCAGCAGGAGCUGUGUUGCUGCGCCGUUGUGUUGUGUCGUGUUGUUGAGUGCGACAAGUGCUGAGUCGAGGCGGGUGUUAAGUGUUGUUUUGAUCGUUGCAAUGGAACUGCGUAGCUGUGCUUUGUUUUGCAUUUUGCUCUUUGUUGUUGGAUUCAAUGUGAUCGCUGUGACGGCUAGACCGCGCGGACGGCCAAACAUUUGCCUGCAGCCACCGCCAAGGUCAGAAGGUGUUUGCACUAUCGAAAUCGAGGGUUUCUACUUUGAUCCGCGCACCAAUGAUUGCCAAAUGUAUGUGUUGGGUGGCUGUCGCACAGUACCGGGGCAGAGCUUUGGCUCACGACAAGAUUGCUUGGACACUUGCGUGCAUUUGACGCGGCGUAUACAGGACUUGCGUAUCAACGAAUGAGCAAUGUUGGGGUUGGAAAAAUGAUUUACACGAUAUGAGACUCAUACAAAAAAAAAAAUGUAUUAACAGGAAACUGCAUGAAG